Arvicola amphibius (Eurasian water vole) is the source of this 1231-nucleotide messenger RNA. RefSeq names its product PRELI domain containing 1 (gene Prelid1). Gene Ontology annotation, cellular component: mitochondrial intermembrane space. The transcript has 5 exons. Gene Ontology annotation, molecular function: phosphatidic acid transfer activity. The coding region runs from base 182 to 889 and encodes 235 amino acids. NCBI's taxonomy places the organism in Eukaryota, Metazoa, Chordata, Mammalia, Rodentia, Cricetidae. The record is from RefSeq and is a predicted model, not a curated record. Gene Ontology annotation, biological process: phospholipid transport.
CGGUCGGCGCCGGAAGCGUCGCGCAGUCUUAUAGUCCCUCAUGGCGGCCGUAGGGACUUGGGCGCGGCGCGGCGGUGACUGAGCUGCGAGCCUGGCGGGCGUGCACCGAGCCACGUGCCCCCCACCCCCGGGCUCUUCACCCUGAUGCUGCACGGGUGCUGAGCCCGUCCGGGUCGGGACGAUGGUGAAGUAUUUCCUGGGCCAGAGCGUGCUCCGAAGUUCCUGGGACCAAGUGUUCGCUGCCUUCUGGCAACGGUACCCGAAUCCCUAUAGCAAACAUGUCUUAACGGAAGACAUAGUACACCGGGAGGUGACCCCUGACCAGAAGCUUCUGUCUCGGAGACUCCUGACCAAGACCAACAGGAUGCCACGUUGGGCAGAGCGACUUUUUCCUGCCAACGUUGCUCACUCGGUGUACAUCCUGGAGGACUCGAUUGUGGACCCACAGAACCAGACCAUGACCACCUUCACCUGGAACAUCAACCACGCCCGGCUGAUGGUGGUGGAGGAACGAUGUGUUUACUGUGUGAACUCUGACAACAGCGGCUGGACCGAAAUCCGUCGGGAAGCCUGGGUCUCCUCCAGCUUAUUUGGUGUCUCUCGAGCUGUCCAGGAAUUUGGCCUUGCCCGGUUCAAAAGCAAUGUGACCAAGACGAUGAAGGGCUUUGAGUACAUCUUGGCCAAGCUACAAGGUACCGAAUGGGUCUUCCAGGCAUCAUCUGAAGCCAGCCUCCUGUUGUUUGCCGCAGGGGAGGCUCCUUCCAGAACACUCGUUGAGACAGCCAAAGAGGCCAAAGAAAAAGCAAAGGAGACGGCACUGGCAGCUACAGAGAAGGCCAAGGACCUGGCCAACAAGGCCGCCACCAAGCAGCAGCAGCAGCUCGUGUAGCUGCUCCCUUCCUCUCCCUUCUCACUGUACUUGAUUAUUAAAGAUGCGCCUCCAGCCCUCUCUGCUGUCUGGGUGGUGGGUUCAGGUGGUGUCCUGGUCCGCAUCUGCAGUACACCCGGCUCAGCGUCUACUGAGCCCAGCCUCCUUUUACCCCAUUGGGCAGAGAGGUGCAGUGACUUGCCCAGGGUCACAAGCAGUACAUAGGUGGAGCAGCGACACACGAUAGACUGUGCGCUCCACGAGGGCAGGGCUCCUUGUUUUAUUCUCUGAUGUGUCCCAAGUACCCUGAACAAUAUUUAGCACAUAACAGGCACUCAAUAAACACGUGAAUUGCUUGGCCCA